Molecule: messenger RNA, 396 nt
Organism: Prunus armeniaca (apricot)
Lineage: Eukaryota; Viridiplantae; Streptophyta; Magnoliopsida; Rosales; Rosaceae
Source: the annotation of a GenBank genome assembly
AUGAGACUGCAGCUUCAUCGCUGGCAGGUUUACUGCACGCCUUCCUAUCCUCGGGGGACUCGGUCGAUGACUCUUCUUGCUCAAUUGGCAAGUCACUUAGCUCCAUGCAGUGCAACUUCCACCAUUCAAUAUCUUCAGCAGGGGCAGGCUAUCGACUUUCUUUCGAUGUUCGCGGAGCAGCCAUCGCCAUUCACGAAACUUGACGGGGAUGCUCAAAGCCUGCCGAACCUUUGUCAUGUCUGGGUCGAGAACGAGCUUCUUCCGAAUGGCAUUAUCUACAAGCAGAAGACAAAAGUUAGUCAGACGCAAGGCAAAAACCAAAAAAGACAACCACCUCCACGCAUGAGCCCCGAUCAAAAAGGAAGCUCAGUUGCAAUUGGAUGGCCCAACGGUUAA